Molecule: messenger RNA, 873 nt
Organism: Parastagonospora nodorum SN15
Lineage: Eukaryota; Fungi; Ascomycota; Dothideomycetes; Pleosporales; Phaeosphaeriaceae
Exons: 2
Coding region: 1-873 (290 amino acids)
Biological process (GO): translation
Cellular component (GO): ribosome; mitochondrial large ribosomal subunit
Molecular function (GO): structural constituent of ribosome
Source: RefSeq, a predicted model, not a curated record
AUGUCGACCGCCAUAUCCUGCACGAGGGCCGCCGUGCCCCGUGCCACAUUACAAGCCUCGAGAUGUCGACGGUUUGCAAGCACCGAAGCUGUUGCCGUCGAGGCAGCAAAGCCACCGAUUGUGUCCACGCAGCGACUUAAGAAGAUUUCGGAGCCAUUGAACGUCAAGAUGCACCGAAUGCUAUACCCAGAAUACUACGAGAGGGUGGACAAGAAGAGCUGGAUACCCAGACCGGGUGUAAAACUCACGCGUGUGAGGCGGCCAGCGAAGAAGCCAAUUGCCGUCAAGUGGACGCCCACCAUGAGGAACAAGGGCGUGAAUACGGAUUUGAGCCGACAAUUCGGCAUCCCCAUCUUCUCCCACCCAGAGCGCAACAUCAAGAAAACCUGUCCCAACCCCAUCGCCACCGUAACCGCCGGCCAAACCGCCCUCCUCGACCCCUCCAGCGCACGAACCCGCCUCUUCGCAAAAGACAACCCCGAAUGCGCGCGCGUCGGCGACAUCCUGCUUGUGCGCCAACGCACCGGUGACCCCUUCGCUGGGGUAUGCAUCAACAUCCGGCGCCGCGGCAUCGACACGGCGAUCCUUCUGCGCGGCCAGCUCACCCGCGUGGGCGUGGAGAUGUGGUACAAGAUCUACAGUCCGCUGGUGGAGGGCAUCGAGGUUGUGCAGCGCGCGGCGAAGAGGGCGAGACGUGCGCGAUUGACGUACAUGCGCACGGUCAAGCAUGACAGAGGCAAUGUGGAGAAUGUGGUUAGGUUGUAUUUGAGGCAGAAGGCGAGUUUGGGGACGGCCGAGGGCGGGAAGAAGAAGGCUGCGGGCGCGAUAAUGGGCGGGAAGAAGAAGAGCAAGGGACGGGGGAAGAAGAGGUAG